AGUACAUUUUGUACUGUACAGGCUGCGGGAAGAGGUUGUACUCGGUUCCCGCCCGCUUGUUUUUUUUUCCUUUUUUACAUUUUAUAUUGCAUUUCAUAUUUUAAAACAAAAUUGCGACAGAUAGGGAAGACUGGAAUAUUUUCAAGCAUUUUUUAUUAGAAAGAGAAAGCGCUCCGUCGCUACCCAGGUUUGUGAAUGCCAGCAAUAGGAUUCAUCUGGCUGUUGUGGUGAAUAUUUCUACCAGGAGCAGACUUUGACAGGACACAAAAAUCGAGAACUGUAUCUUCCGGGAAGAAACAAUGGAAAACGCGGCUGUCGUUUCUUUGCAGUGAAAACAAGCGCGACCGAGUCGUCCUGCUGCACUGCAUAGGAUUGUCGCUUAUCGUCGAGAUCGCAGGAACAGAGCUCCUGUCCUUUGAGACAAUUCCACGAAAAAUGGAUUCCGCUAAAGUCAGUGGCGUAAUAGCUUAUAUCAGCUCUUCAAGCUCUGCGUCGAGCCCCGAGUCCUGCCACAGUGACAGCUCUAACAGCAGUUACCACUCCCUGCCCCCGUCUCCCAGCAGAAGAGUGAGCGCAGCGGGAGAAAACCGAGGAAAUCACAGCCAUGGCCGCUCCCAUUCCACAGCCAAGAUUGGCCACUCCACAGCCGGCAAGUGUGGCAUUACCAAAAUUAAUGGAAUGGUGCUUCUAUGUAAAGUAUGUGGAGAUGUGGCAUCUGGAUUUCACUACGGUGUCCAUGCCUGUGAAGGCUGUAAGGGUUUUUUUAGAAGAAGCAUUCAACAAAACAUUCAGUACAAAAAGUGCCUUAAAAAUGAAAACUGUCCUAUAAUGAGGAUAAACAGAAACCGCUGUCAGCAGUGUCGUUUCAAAAAAUGUUUAUUGGUUGGAAUGUCUAGAGAUGCUGUUCGCUUUGGACGCAUCCCAAAACGAGAAAAACAAAGAAUGUUACUAGAAAUGCAGAGUGCCAUGAACAAUAUGAUGAAUAAUAAUCAGCUAAAUAGACAGACUCUACCAGGAGAAUCAUCUCCUGAAGGUUCAGCAGAUUUUAGAUCUUCAUCCUCCUCAGCGUCCAGCUCUUCUUCACCUGCACCCCCACAGGAGUAUCAGGUAGAGACAGAGACUUUGGAUUCCAGUCUGGAGAAGAUGGAGACAACUGAAAGCCCAUUUGGGUCUGAUAAUAGCGAGGAUGAAGUUAUAGGCACCGUCACAAGAGCUCAUAAAGAGACUUUUAUGUAUAACCAGGAACAGCUGAGCAAUACAGAUGAAGACCUUCAAUCGCAGCAUGCAAACCAGGAUCUUGGUAAGAGCACAGAAGGGGAAAUGAGAUCUCCACACAAUAGGAACAGCUACAGUGGCUGCCAGUAUUCAGUCCAGCAAACAUUGUACAUGCCAAGUGAUACUUCAGCUUUCUGCCCCAAUUACAACAACAACAGGCUGUCGAAUGGCCACUGCCCAAACUAUUCAAAUGGGUUUUCACACAAAGGCUUAAACUGUGCAGAUGCCGAGGUGUCAAAUAAUAGAAACUUCAGUGGCCCAGGGUGGAGAGGAGGAAACAGAAUGCAUUUGGUGUGUCCAAUGAGCUUGACUCCGUAUGUUGACCCCUGUAAAUCUGGACAUGGCAUUUGGGAGGAAUUCUCGAUGAGUUUUACUCCAGCAGUAAGAGAGGUUGUGGAGUUUGCGAAACGCAUUCCUGGCUUCAGAGAUCUCUCCCAGCAUGACCAAGUCAGCCUUUUGAAAGCUGGCACUUUUGAGGUUUUAAUGGUUCGCUUUGCAUCCUUGUUUGAUGCUAAGGAACGUACUGUCACUUUCCUGAGUGGAAAAAAGUACAGUGUGGAUACUCUGCGAUCAAUGGGUGCAGGAGACUUGCUGAAUUCAAUGUUUGAGUUCAGUGAGAAGUUAAUUGCUCUGCAGCUUAGCGAAGAGGAGAUGAGUCUGUUUACGGCAGUCGUACUCGUUUCAGCUGAUCGCUCAGGAAUAGAAAAUGUGAACUCCGUGGAGGCGUUACAAGAAACUCUGAUCAGAGCGCUGAGGAGCCUAAUUAUGAAGAACCACCCCAACGAAACUUCCAUUUUUACCAAACUUCUUCUGAAGUUGCCUGACCUUCGCUCGCUCAACAACUUGCACUCAGAGGAACUGUUAGCCUUUAAAGUUCACCCCUAGACCUCAGCUUUGUUUUUUGUAAUUCAGUGGACUCUUCUUUUAGUUAAUUAUCUUGGUUGUAUAUUUGGCAUUUUUUUUUAACCUUUUCUUUCACAUCCUUUGGAUAUGUGAAUGUAGAAUUUUAAAGAGGCAAAACCUCUAAAAAUGAGAAUCUUUGUACUGUAUGGCUGUUAGCCUGUAGCAAAAAAAACAGACAGACACACGACUCUGACGUACACAUUUUCUGAAGCACCUUUUUGUUAAGAAGACAAAAUCUAUAAUGUGAGUGCAAUAUAAGACUCGUUUUUGUCCUUGUUUUGUCAAUAUUUUUUCUAAUUUGAAAGUGAUUUAUAGGAUUCCCACAGUGGGGGACGAAGAGACUGUAUAAUAUGCUAUUCAAGUUUCUAUGUUUAAGCGUAGGCCGAGAUGAUUAUCGACAUAAAGUCAGCUGUGCCUCUGUGAACCUCUGACGGUGCCUGGCAGGUAACUUGGGUUACAUUACAAAAAAAAAAUAUCAAACAACAAGUCUCUCUAUAGAAUGUGGUUUUUGCUGCUAAUGCAUGGCUAUACUGUAUGACUGGGCAUUGUGUAAAUUGACUUCCUGUCUUUUUUGAUCGUGUGCAUUCAUAAGCCACAAGUAUUGCAUUAUGACUGUCAGUUUUCUACGACACAGGAAGAUGUAAGACGUUUUGUAUUUGUAGCCUUCUGUUUCCCACUUUCCUUCCUUUCUAAAAGCGUAAACCUCUCCAGUCAUUAAGGACUCGAUGAACGUCACAAACACUUUUUUCCAAAUGUGGAAGAAUAUCAACAGCCGACCUCUGUGAAGCCUCGUUUGGUGCUGUGAGGCCUGCUGGUGGCAGAAUGAACACUAACAGCUUUAAAACUCGUGCACGCUUGUGCAAGGCAGCUGUGGGCGGAGUCAUCUCAUCACGGAUCUGCAGACGUUUCCAAAGACCCCCCGAUGAAGCGGCCAUUUACAAAAUCACGGGCUAACCAACAACGAAGUGAAUGUCAACUGCUUACACGUGAGCAGACCGGAGCGUGGAACCGUUUGGGCUUUCUCUUUGAAUGUUUGUUUAUCAUGCUGUAGAGUUGGGAAUUCUUCUUUCCAUAGACGCUGCUGCUUACUUUCAGUGUAGAGAUUGUAUUGUAAAGCUUUUAUUAACUCGUUUGUAGCUCUGAGCAGAGUCUCCUUUAUUUACCAUUGUAGGACUCGCCUACAAGUUCAACUCUCUGGGUCAACUGGAGCUGGCGUUCUGCACGAGGUUAUCUCGAGGUGACCCCAUGUCUCUGCCGUAAUGAAAGCCCCUUCAGCAAUCAUCUCCGCGGUGUUCAUAGUUUUAGGCCCCUUUGCAGGGUGCGUCGCAGCAGUGGGUUCGACUACAUGAACGGUUCUUAGGGUCUGCUUGUACAAAUCUCAAACAGUAGCACCUUUCUGUCACGUGUGUGUCACUUGGGUACUUCUGUCUAGUUUUGUAUUUUUGAAGGCCAGAUCCAGCAUUGCAGGCAACAACUUCCCGACUUGCACUGAGCAUGGCAGCAAUACCAGAAGCGAAUUUAAUAAUCAUAAUAACAAAACAUUUUAUUCAUAGAGUACCUUUCUCAUGCUCAAGACUUUGACCGGACCACCUGCCACUGCAGCGCGAUUGUCUGUUGGCGUUCCCUUCAUUAAGAGCGAUUGCCAGCGGGGUCUUUACAGACGCACGCCAUGUGAAGCUCACUUUGAGAGCUUGGGUGCCAAGUCAUCGCUUGGUGUAGACUUUGUAUUUCUAACAGACACACAACGUCAGCGCACUUUUGUUUAACUGUGAACUUGACAUUACUGCUCAGUCGGCAGUUGUUCCAGUAAAUUCUGACUCUGCAUGUUGGCAUUUGAUUACUUUAUACGCGUCCUGCCACGUUGGACUACAUUUGCAUGGAGCUCUGAUCGUCUUGGCAGCACUCUGAUGCGGUGUUACAUACGGUAAUAAGCGUAGGCUGAGAGGACGUCACCCCAGAAAUGCAGGGCUACCCGUGUUUACUGCCGUUUAUGAAGUGUUUCAAGUUUGUGGCCAAAUCUGCUUUGCAUCCGUCCGCCAUUCCACCGUCACACCUGCCUAACCCAUCUCAGGGUUGUGGGUGAAAGUGCUCUUGUUGUGUAUUACAGAAUGAGCGGGCGUGAAAUUAGGGCGACGCGUACAGCGUGUCUUAAUGACGGCCAUGCGCUUCUCCAACGUCGAGAGUACAGCCUAACUUACUGCAUAAACUACGAGAAGAUGGCCGCCGCUUAGUGAGACUGAUGUGGGCGAUUUGUUCACUGCAGUGAGAGCACAGCUUGACAUGACCCCGUGAUUGGGCCGUACCUGGUGGUCUCUGCUUGGUCCGGCACUCAUUUACGCUUUCUGCAGUUGACCCUGCUGGUCAGUUCCGAGUCUUUUCUGUUCCUUAUUCUGUGAAAAAGGUAGAUUUUAUAUAUAUAAAAAAAUAUAUAUAUUAUAUAUGCAAAAAUGUUAUGUAUGCCAUUCUUUUCAUUCUGACAGCCUUUUUUAAUGUUAUAUCAGUGUUCACAAAAUUUUGUGCAAAAAAGUAGUUAACUCAUUUGUAAACCUUUUUAAUGAAAAUGUUUGGCUGCUAUUAAUGUUUCGCACUGUGCAGAAAUUCUAAAUGCUGAAUAAUAAAGGCUGUUUUGUGGGUCA
Molecule: messenger RNA, 4814 nt
Organism: Polypterus senegalus (gray bichir)
Lineage: Eukaryota; Metazoa; Chordata; Cladistia; Polypteriformes; Polypteridae
Product: nuclear receptor subfamily 1 group D member 2-like
Exons: 8
Coding region: 436-2160 (574 amino acids)
Biological process (GO): hormone-mediated signaling pathway; cell differentiation; positive regulation of transcription by RNA polymerase II
Molecular function (GO): RNA polymerase II cis-regulatory region sequence-specific DNA binding; nuclear receptor activity; zinc ion binding
Source: RefSeq, a predicted model, not a curated record